AUGACUCUUCCGGAGCCUAAAGACGUUGAAGAGGCAACACAGGUUCUUCAGAGCAUCACUCCUCUGCUUCCUCAAAACCCCAUCAUAAUCUCGCUCCUUGGCCUAGGAAUCUUUCCUGGCAUAGACCCAGUACGUGCCGAAAUCCUCUUCGCGCACCCCACGUGCCUCAAAUAUGACUUCGACGCGCUAUGCCAAAGAAUCCGGCAUGUUUUUGAGGAUUCCGGUAUCUUCGAUAAGAGAGGCUUCAGCUUAUUCCUUCAUGCCACUAUCUUGAAUGCUAGGAAGAUUGCCGACGGGGGGUUUAUUGACGCGACGGAGAUCCUGAAGGACUACCGGGGACACGUAUGGAUAGAAAAUGUUCCCCUCGAGGAAAUCGGGAUUUGCCGGAUGGGUGCUAAGAAGAAGGGGGUUGAUGAUGAGGAGUAUCUGCUAGAAGCUUCUAUUCCACUCAUGACUUCAGAUGAUAGAUGA
Molecule: messenger RNA, 471 nt
Organism: Colletotrichum siamense
Lineage: Eukaryota; Fungi; Ascomycota; Sordariomycetes; Glomerellales; Glomerellaceae
Exons: 1
Coding region: 1-471 (156 amino acids)
Biological process (GO): regulation of DNA-templated transcription; DNA alkylation repair
Cellular component (GO): nucleus
Source: RefSeq, a predicted model, not a curated record